AUGAGCCCUCUGCUGUACUAUGCCCUGCCUGCCCUGGGCGGCUAUAUCACACUGUCCAUCUUCUUCCUGCGCCGGCCCCGCCUGCUGCACACACCCCAUGCCCCAGUCUUCUGUCCCCGCCUGGUGGCCCACCGAGGAGGCUCCGGAGAGCUGCUGGAGAACACCAUGGAGGCCAUGAGGAACGCCAUGACCCAGCGAGCAGAUCUCCUGGAACUCGAUUGCCAUCUGACAAGGGAUGGUGUGGUGGUAGUGUCACACGACAAGAACCUGUCCCGCCAGUCAGGCCUAAAUAAGGAUGUGAGCAGCCUGGACUUUGAGGAGCUGCCCCUCUACAAGGAGGAGCUGGAGGUUUACUUCUCACCAGGCCACUUUGCCCAUGGGUCAGACCGGCACAUGGUGAGUCUGGAGGACAUGUUCCAGAGGUUUCCACAGGUGCCCAUGAGUGUAGAGAUCAAGGAGAAGGAUGAGGAGCUCAUUUACAAGAUAGCAGACCUGGUGAGGCGCUUUGACCGCAAUGAGAUCACCAUCUGGGCCUCGGAGAAGAGCUCGAUCAUGAAGAAGUGCAAGGCUGCCAACCCUGAGAUGCCACUGUCCUUCACGAUAAGCCGAGGAUUCUGGGUGCUGCUACUCUAUUAUCUGGGGCUGCUGCCCUUCAUCCGGAUCCCUGAGAAGUUCCUCUUCUGCUUCCUGCCAACCAUCAUCAACAGGACCUACUUCCCAUUUUCCUGCUCUGGGCUGAACCAGUUGGCAGCUGUGGUUUUAAAAUGGAUCAUCAUGAGAAAGAGUCUGAUCCAACACUUGCGAGAGCGAGGGGUGCAGGUAGUGUUUUGGUGCCUUAAUGAAGAGUCGGAUUUUGAAGUGGCCUUCAGUCUGGGGGCUACUGGUGUCAUAACAGAUUAUCCCACAGCCCUGAGGCGCUACCUGGACAACCAUGGACCCRUGGCCCCAGCCUCCUAAGUCUGAGUUCCUCUCCUCUGUUUCUCUUCCUGAAAAAUAAAUAUUUUCUUUUC
Molecule: messenger RNA, 1010 nt
Organism: Urocitellus parryii (Arctic ground squirrel)
Lineage: Eukaryota; Metazoa; Chordata; Mammalia; Rodentia; Sciuridae
Gene: Gdpd3
Product: glycerophosphodiester phosphodiesterase domain containing 3
Biological process (GO): glycerophospholipid catabolic process
Cellular component (GO): endoplasmic reticulum membrane
Molecular function (GO): phosphatidylcholine lysophospholipase A1 activity; phosphoric diester hydrolase activity
Source: RefSeq, a predicted model, not a curated record